AAGUUAACUCAACGCCGAAGCGCCAGAAACCACACCUCGUCUCCAGGCUCCAGCGAUCACUUGCAAGCAACAACGGAAAAACUGCCCGAUUUGCUUCGAUUUUUGGUUGUUUUUCCUUGCAAGCCAAGUGCCAACCAUCCGCAAACGCGCAGGCCGGCUUCGCUCGACCGCCACCACGCCUCGUGCGUGCAUGCGUUUGCACGCUUUAAAUCCUCAUCAAUUCCCUUCCGUUUUCGCAGUAGCAACAUUGGCAGAGACGAGGAAGAGAAUGCGAGCAAGUGCCAGGGCAUCAUCAUCAUCAUCGGCGUCAAUGGCGGCGGCGGCGCAGCGCGACGACGUGGAGUCACGGCGUGAUGGUGGUGAGAAUGAGAAGCGGCCGCUGCUGGAGAAGCGAUCCGCCGGCGACGGCGGCGGCGGCAGCGGCGGAAAUGGCAUGAGCCCGGUGCAGAGGGCGAUCAGCCAGACGUACCAGAGCACGGCGCACCUGGCGAAGCUGCUGCCGACGGGCACCGUGCUGGCGUUCCAGCUGCUGUCGCCGAUCGUCACCAACCAGGGGCACUGCGACGUCGAGGCCAACCGCGCCAUGGCGGGCGCGCUCAUCGCGCUCUGCGCGCUCUCCUGCUUCGUCCUCAGCUUCACGGACAGCUUCCGCGACGCCGCCACGGGCGGCGCCGUGCGGUACGGGUUCGCCACGCCGGCGGGGCUCUGGGUCAUCGACGGCGGCGCGCCGCUCGACCCGCAGGCCGCCGCGGCGUACCGGUUGCGGCUACUCGACCUGGUGCACGCCGUCGUCUCCGUGAUGGUGUUCGCCGCCGUCGCGCUGUUCGACCAGAACGUGGUGUCGUGCUUCUACCCGGUGCCAUCCGAGGGCACGAGGCAGGUGCUCACGGCGCUGCCGAUCGCCAUCGGCGUCGUCGGGAGCAUGCUGUUCGUGAGCUUCCCGACCACACGCCAUGGCAUCGGGUUCCCACUCUCGCCGCGCUAAUAUUUAGUAGAAUUCUGCCUGCACGUACGCCUAUAUGUGCAUAUCCUCGUCUUAGUUCUUUGGACCAUUAAUUGCAUGUAAUUAAAUUGUGACACGAACGAACACACUGUAAAGCUGAUCACGGCCCCAAUGGGCUCGCAAGGAGUCGAUGCUUACAAGUUUAACUUAAUCUACGCUUUGUUUGAGUA
Molecule: messenger RNA, 1173 nt
Organism: Oryza sativa Japonica Group (Japanese rice)
Lineage: Eukaryota; Viridiplantae; Streptophyta; Magnoliopsida; Poales; Poaceae
Product: protein DMP6
Biological process (GO): endomembrane system organization
Source: RefSeq, a predicted model, not a curated record